CUCAAUACGCCAAAAUCCAAACCAAAACAACAUAAUUUGAAUUGAUUUGAAUCUUAAAGAUUCUUGAAUCGGUUUAAAGACAGUUUUGAAUAUUUAUUAUUACAGUUAAAAUUCCAAGGGCUAGUGUUGUUAUCUACCCUUCCUUUAUUUCACCAUAUUUACUCAAAAAGAACUCUUUAUGAGAAACUCGUCUGCAAAUUAGUAAACAUCUAGAUUGGCAAAAACUUAAGUAAAAAAUGGAACCAAGAAUCUACUGUGGAGCAUCUAGUCGUCAUAUUCAUUGCGAAAAUUAUAAUUUUAAAGUUGGAGAAGCACUUAAAAUAUUUGGAGAUGAGAAUCCUAAUGAAAUGACUACUUGGUUGGAUUUAAGAAAAUGUACAGGAACUAUUGAUUCAACAUCAUUAUCACUGUUACCUGCCAUGAGUUAUUUAAACAUUACAGAAAGCAUUAUAGAAAUAUUACCAAAGGCAUUCGAAUCCUUACCAAAAUUGAAGUCUAUAGAUUUCAGAAACACAAAAACUUCAAUAAAUAAAGAAAUAUUUGAAGGUUCCAAAAUAAAACAAUUGUAUUUAGAGAACCUCUCAAUACCAGAUGAUUGUUUUUAUCAUUUGAAAAGUUUAGACAAUUUGACUUUUGAGAAUUGCAAGUUAAAAAAAUUUGAUGCAAGUACACUUUCUAAUUUAGAAUAUUUAUCUUUUCAAAAAUGUCAAAUUGAAGUACUAGAUGAUUUUCACUCAUGUAUUCAGAAGCUAGAAAAUCUAUUUAUUAUGGAAAAUAAAAUUGGGGAAAUAAAUUUUAAAGCUAUAUUAAAAUUGAUAAAUUUAAAAUGGCUUGCUCGUUUUGGAAAUGAAACUACAUCAGCUAUAAACUAUGAAGAAUUUCAAAAAUUGCCUAAACUCGAAACUAUUCUCUUUGAAAACUCUGUGUAUAAGAAUAUCAACUUUUCCUCUUUUCCAAACUUGAAACAAGUCCAAAUUGGUUCUUAUACAGAUAUACCAACUGAUGAGGAUAAUGAACUUAUGGAAAAACUGAAGAAUCUCAAUCUAGUAUUUCAGUUGCAAUAUUGUGGACCACCUAAGAAAAUUGACUUAACUAAAGUCAUGAUUUGUGCUUAAAAAACCGAUUGGGAUUUAUGUUUUUUAAUUGUUGUUAAAAUAUUUAACUAAAACUAACUAAACUGUUAAGAAAGUCCAGUUGGACCCAGAUUUUUACUAUAACUAUUAAUAUCUUGAAUUAUUAAAAUAAAAAAUGAG
Molecule: messenger RNA, 1253 nt
Organism: Psylliodes chrysocephalus
Lineage: Eukaryota; Metazoa; Arthropoda; Insecta; Coleoptera; Chrysomelidae
Source: the annotation of a GenBank genome assembly